Alosa sapidissima (American shad) is the source of this 5450-nucleotide messenger RNA. It is a transcript of the gene lrfn1, whose product is annotated as leucine rich repeat and fibronectin type III domain containing 1. The coding region runs from base 979 to 3375 and encodes 798 amino acids. The transcript has 5 exons. The record is from RefSeq and is a predicted model, not a curated record. NCBI's taxonomy places the organism in Eukaryota, Metazoa, Chordata, Actinopteri, Clupeiformes, Clupeidae. Gene Ontology annotation, molecular function: protein binding.
UAAAGCGUGAUGCUGUUGGAGAAAGCACAAGCAUCAAGCAUGCGUAGGUGGGAUUCCUUCGCUUAAUUCCCAACAACACUGGCAACCUUGGAAAACAUUCGAGAUGAACAUCUUAUUCUGCCUACGGUUGGGCGCGAUUAAGUGGUUUAUUUCUGUCAAAGCACAAAGCGAUUUCACGUUGUUUUUCUCCAGCAACUGAACAACGCGUGUAUGUCUGCAAUACCUUGGCUUCUCCGUCUUUUUCAUCUCAGUCGUGGCUUUGAGAGGAUAUUGGAGUGAUGCGUCCCUCAGAUGGGAUUGGUCGCUAAAACUGUACAGACGCAGACUGCACGACGCUGUAAGAAAUACGCAUCUGACUCACUGUAAUGUUUUCUCGACAUGUGGAUUCAUAUGGCCUCGUUUUGUGUUAUGGACCAGCCCUAACCACUCACCUUUUUGAAAACAAUUUGGAUUUCCUUCACAUCGGGUUCAUUCUCCCAAGGAUUGAAUUUGGAUUACGGCGCAGUGAACGUCGCAACCGAAGGGGAAGGUAAAGGCUGUUAAAAGCGGCAGUCCUGUCUCUCAGAUCAACCCGAUUGGAUUUUUAAAAGUAACGUUGGAAGAUGAAUUUGAGGGAUUCAUUCCUUCAACCAGUCUACAUGCUAUCUCUGUAAACCAACGGAGGUUUUAGUGUUUCACUCUGACUUGGGCCAAUAUCUGGUGGAUUGUGAGUACUGUAACCAAAGACUAUAAUUUGGGACAGGGAGAAUUUGGGCGCCUUUGUGGAGAGCCGACUGCCCCUCAACUUGGCAAUCAGAUUAAUGCUACUGGGUAAAGACACUGUUUGGCUCAACACUGGGAAGCCGAGAGAGACAACAAUCGGGCAGAACUGGUGUGUGUCCCCUCCAUAUCAGCGGGUGGCAGUGUGAGCGGGGAUGUACAUGUGAGAUGAGCGACAACAGCCUGAGUUUGCACUCUGAACCCGGAAGCUGAUACAUUAUGGAGCGGCUGGUUUUGUGUGUGUUGGUGUUUGGAGUGCUGGCGAAGGCGCAGAACUGCCCAGGUCGCUGCAUAUGCCAGACCAUCUCGCCGACCCUCACCCUUCUGUGUGCCAAGACGGGGCUGCUGUUUGUGCCGCCAGGCAUCGACCGUAAGACGGUGGAGCUGCGCCUGACCGACAACUUCAUCACGGUCAUCCGGCGGAGGGACUUCGCCAACAUGACCAGCCUGGUCCACCUGACGCUGUCGCGCAACACCAUCAGCCAAAUCGCACCGCACGCCUUUUUGGGCCUCCGUGCCCUCCGCGCCCUGCACAUGGACGGCAACCGGCUGACCGUCAUCAAGAGCGAGCACCUGAGGGGCCUGGUCAACCUCCGCCACCUCAUCUUGGGCAACAACCAGAUCCACACUGUGGCGGCAACGUCCUUCGACGAGUUUGUGUCCACCAUCGAGGACCUGGACCUGUCGUACAACAACCUGCACACACUCCCGUGGAGUGCCAUCGGGCGCAUGACCAACAUCAACACGCUCUCGCUCGACCACAACCUCAUUGACUACAUCGAGGCGGGCACCUUCACCAUGCUGACCAAGCUGGUGCGACUGGACAUGACGUCCAACCGGCUGCAUAAGCUUCCGCCGGACAACCUCUUCCAGAACGCGCAGGUCAUGUCUGACCCCAAGAACUCCAACCCCACGCGCCUGGCGGUCAGUUUCGGCGGCAACCCGCUGCACUGCAACUGCGAGCUGCUCUGGCUGCGGCGGCUGACCCGCGAGGAUGACCUGGAGACGUGCGCCUCGCCCGAGCACCUGAUGGACAAGUACUUCUGGUCCAUCCAGGAGGAGGAGUUCACCUGCGAUCCGCCGCUCAUCACGCGGCACACCGUGUCCAACCCGUACGUGAUGGAGGGCCAGAGCGUGGCGCUCAAGUGCAAGGCCAUGGGCGACCCCGACCCCGCCAUCCACUGGCGCUUCCCCGACGGCAAGCUGGUGCACAACAACUCGCGCACGAUCGUGCACGACAACGGCACGCUGGAGAUCCUCAUCACCACGCUCAAGGACAACGGUGCCUUCACCUGCGUGGCAUCCAACGCAGCCGGCAUGGCCACAGCCGCCGUGGAGAUCAGCAUGAUCCCGCUACCGCUCUUCGUCAACAACACGGGACACUUGAGGGAGGGCUCGCGCCUUCGCGACAUCACCACCUCCUCCAAGUCCAACGACACCAAGAGCCAGGACCGCAGGGUGGUGGUGGCCGACGUUACCGCCUCGUCUGCGGUCAUCCGCUGGCCUUCUGAGAGACACAUCCCCAACAUACGGAUGUAUCAGAUCCAGUAUAACAGCACAGCAGAUGACACACUGGUCUACAGGAUGAUCCCGUCCACUAGCAAGACGUUCUUGAUCAAUGAUCUAGCGGCGGGUCGGGAGUAUGACCUGUGCGUGCUGGCAGUCUACGACGACGGCAUCACGCUGCUGACGGCCACGCGCGUGGUGGGCUGUGUCCAGUUCCACACGGCGGCCGAGGCCAGCCAGUGCCGCUUCAUCCACAGCCAGUUCCUGGGUGGCACCAUGAUCAUCAUCAUCGGCGGCAUCAUCGUGGCGUCCGUCCUCGUCUUCAUCAUCAUCCUCAUGAUCCGCUACAAGGCUCACGGCGGGCCAGACGGCGCCAAGGCCAAGGCGUGCGACAGCGGCGGCAGCAGCAGCAGCAACGUCCACUCGCAGACCAACGGGAGCAACCAGCAGCAGGGCGGGUGCAUGGGCCGCUCGGCCUCCAAGCAGCAGCACGCGGCGCCGACGGAGGAGAGCCGGUGCCUGGACGGUCAUCACCGCCAGUCGUCGUCUGGGUCGGCGGCGAAGGACUGCAAGGCGCUGGUGCUGAGGCUGAAGAGCGAGUGCCAGCUGGAGCCGACGCCUGGCGGUAGCGAGUCGGCCGUGCUGGAGGUGGAGCUGCCUCCGCUCUCGGCCAUGGAGAAGACGGCCAAGGCGGCAGUGGCCGCGCUGGCCCGCCGCGCCAGCCUUGACGCCCAGGCGUCCUACGGUGCCAGCGCUGGCUUUUCGGAGGACACGGGCACGGAUAGCAGCCUGACGGGCUCCACCAUGUCGCUGUGCCUGAUUGGGCCCAGCAGCGGCUGUGGUGGUGCUGGUGGUGGUGGCGGUGGGUCCAAGGACAGCCGGAAGGGCGCGCUGGCCAAUAUCGGGCUACUGCCCGGCGAGUUGGCACGGACGAGACACCGCUUCUCCUUCGACGGGGACUACGCGUUGUUCCAGAGCCACAGCUACCCACGGCGCGCCCGGACGCGCAGGCACAAGUCGUCCAACCAGCUCAAUGUGGACUCGUCACCGCUGGCCAACCGCAAAGUCACGUUCAGCAGCACCGAGUGGAUGCUCGAAAGCACGGUCUGAGGAGGGGACAGUUUGGAGCAGUGCUGCUUUUACAAGUUCAGUCAGAAAAAGACACAACAUUUAUCCAAUUGCAGAGACGGAUGGACACACACACACACACACACACACACACACACACACACACACACAAAUAUACACACAAACAAACACACAAACACAGAGACAGUUAGUCAGUUGCACACAUGAAAAACCACAGAUGCAUACCUGAAUACAAAUGCCAUUUUCUUUCAUGCGCGUGUGUCAGUACUGUCCUACACACUCUGUCUGGUGCAGCACUUGAGAUAGCACAGUUUUGGCUUCAGACCGCCUCCUCCUGCCCUGGUUUCAGAGCAUGAAAGAGAGAGAGAGAGAGAGAGAGAGAGAGAGAGGGACAGAGACAGAGAGAGAGGGAGCAAGAUAGACAGCGAAACAGAGAGGUAGAGAGAGGGAGAAGGAAGGAGGCCAGGGCCAUGAUGUUCUGCAGUGGUGCCUUAUUCUAAGAGAAGUACCAAUGGAGGAUGCUGCUAGCUGUGGUCAUACUCUGCCCCCCCCCCCCCCACCAACCCAGCCUUUUUGUUUUUUUUUAUUUGUUUAUUUGUUUGGUUGAUUGUUUGUUUUCUAUGUGAUGCCAAGGUGUGUGAAGGCUGGAUAUGACUGCUGUUUUCCCCCCUCCUUCCCACUCUCAUCGAAUGAAAGAGAGAAAAAAAGACAAACAGAACAGAACAAAGAAGCAUAAACAUAACCACUGCAUUAGCGAGCAUCCAGACAAACGUUUCCCAUAUGUCGGGUAACUUCAAGACUUUUGCACAGAAGACACGAGAUACAACGGACCAGUAUCACACCAGUCUAUGUAAUGACUUGCAAAAAAAAAUGAAUAAAUAAAAAAAAUAAAACAAAGAAUCAACGGUAAAGAAAACCAAGAUCUAUCCACAUGCCGGUUUCAAAUGUUAGCAUAGAGAGAAAUGAUUGGAGAACAAACAAAAGGACUAUUUCAGGUUGGUUGGACUGUAUGAUAUCAAUAGGUAUUGUUCCCGAUGUGACUGUAUGAUAUUAAUCGGUAUUGUAUCUGGCUGGCCUAGAUUAAAAAAAAAGAUGACAAAUACAUAUAUAAAUAUAUUAAAACUAUCGGUGUAUGUGUGCUAAAUACUUAAGUCAUAAGUUAUAUGACUUUUUACAAGGCAUUUCAAUGCUGGUGUCAGGUUUUUACAUUAAAAAUCUGUUGGCACUUUCUCCCCUGAUUUAGUAUAUCAAAGUUCGGACCACUUAUCCCUUAUGAGAGGGUAUUAAACAUUUUUUGUGUCGGUUGACUGUAUACUGUCUUCUCGUGUCUUUCUUUCAAGAACUGUUUAAUGUGUAAUUUCCUUGCCACAAAUGCAUUGCAGUAUUUAUGUGUGUUCUUAAGGCUUAUGAGGAUAAUUACUUAAUGACUUGGUGCUUGAUUUUUAAUGUUCAUUAUUAUAUGCAUAUCAAGCUUGUUCGCUAGUUUCUGAAAAAAAAUACAGUAUACCAAUUUAGGCUUUCCAUCACACUAAAGUAAAUCAGAUAUUAAAUAAUCUUGCAUACAAUAGCCUAUAGACUAAUAGACUACAGAAGCAGAAUAUCCUACUCUAAAUCAUUUUGCUCUUUUACCAUUGGGAAGUUUUCAGGUUGUUUACACUUUAAUGUCUUUGCGAAACUGUUUGAGAUUCAUCUCACUAUCCAUUAGCCAGACAAUGAUUAGUAUGAAAGAAGCAUUCCCCGAAACAUUCCCAUUCAAGUACUUCUGGAGAUGUGUUACCUAAUCUGGUAUUCAAAGUCUGCAGGAUCACUGAAAAGACAUUAGCGAUCUCGCCUGGCUACCGCUAGGCCACAUCUCAAUCAUUAGCCUGGGCCUGGGCAAAUUACUCCUCUGGUGGUCUGUGCCUACUCAGCGUUUCCAGUGCAUUAGGGCCGAUGGUGGUUAUAUAAGGUGGGCACCCUUUGCCAACCGCACAUUGGAUUAAUUCCCUUCAUAAUGGAUCAGAGGAGGUUUGUUUAGUGCUGUUGUUAAAGCGACUUUUUAGCUCAGUGUGUGUGUAUGUGUGUGUGUCUGUAGACCUAUAAAUUGUGCAUGUGCG